GAUUCCAAAAAACUUCUUGAGCAAGUUAGAAAGGCAGUUAGCAUUUUUGAACAGACACAACCGGAGUGUGUUGGUAUAUUUCUCUUUAAUAAUGCCACGUCUCAUGAAGCUUUUUCUGAAGACACUCUUGUGGCUUCAAAAAUGAACCUUGGACCAAAUGGAUUAGUUUCAAAAAUGUGUGAUACAACGUAA
This is a messenger RNA of Cetraspora pellucida, 192 nucleotides long. The record is from the annotation of a GenBank genome assembly. Lineage: Eukaryota; Fungi; Glomeromycota; Glomeromycetes; Diversisporales; Gigasporaceae.